Molecule: messenger RNA, 2508 nt
Organism: Durio zibethinus
Lineage: Eukaryota; Viridiplantae; Streptophyta; Magnoliopsida; Malvales; Malvaceae
Source: RefSeq, a predicted model, not a curated record
CCAACUCAACCAACUCUAAUUUGCUUUGAUUAACCACAAAACCAAAGCUACCAAAAACAAACAGAGAGGUAGUUCCUUAUUCUCUUUCUGCGAAGUUGCCUUAAUAGACGACGGUGAAAGGGCCAGCAGGCAUCUGGACCAAUUAGCUCCAAAGCGAGACAAAAGAUAGAGAUUGGCUCCCCCUCACUUCCCACCUAUGAAAUGAGUAAUAAAUAAUUUUGAAGUAGUGGGGUCCGUUAUGUAACCUAUACUGCAAGUCCAGCCGCAUAUAUUUUUCCAUCCAUUACAGCUUCUAAACUCUCCCGGGUGCAACCUUUGCUUUUCUUCAAAUUGAAAUGAUAAUGCUAGAUUUAGUCACUGGUUAAUUUCUUAUCAUCAUCUGCACUUUUCUAGUCUCACCGCAAAGCUUUCUUUCAAAUGCCAGGAACCAUCCAAGUUUCAGUUCUGGAUUUCAAGGGUCCCCACUCAUCAUCACCAUCUUCAGAAAUAUCAGUAAAAGUUUCCAUGGGAAAAAGAGAGUAUCAGACUUGGGACAAGGGCGAAUUCUCAUUUCCGUUGACAACCCUUCGUGACAAUUUGAUUAUAACACUUCAAGAUGCUGAGGGAAAUGAGAUUUCUCAUACAGGGGUUGAGACCAGAUUGGUGGUUGAGAAAGGUGUUUGGGAUGACAUAUUUUCCCUUGAAGGAGGCGGGCAUGUCCAUAUGAAGUUACAGUUUGUCCUCAGUGAAGAGGAGCGCCAGAGAAUCCGGAUAAUGAGAGAAUCUGCAGUGAAGAAGAAACGUGAUGAGCUUUGCAAUAGUGGUCAUGGAAGUCCCAAAAGCGCUUCUGUUGGUUAUAAUGAAGUUUCAGGUUCACAAGAAAGUUUUUUCCAAAAUGGAUUGCUAGCUAAUGAAGCCAGCCUAGUGUCAGUUCCUUUGGCUAAGUUCUAUAGUGACCGCAGAGACAGAAGUUAUUCUAUUCAGAAGCAAAAGAGCACAAAUGACAGAGAUGAAAAUGAAGGAAAUACAUCAGCCAAGUCCAUGUCAGAAGCAGUCAAUGUCGAUCUAACUGAAUUAUAUCACCAGGAUUCAGUUCCUUCGGAACUAGAGAAGGCUAAUAACUCCAAGAAGCAGGGACCAGCAGGGAAAGCCCAUAGCAAUAUAAGGAAAAUGAUAACUGCGUUUGAGGAUAGUCUGAAUCAGGUAUAUCGACCUUGUUGCUUGAAAUUCUCCAAUUGUUAUUGUGAUUUAGGCACAUUAUUAAGAUUAAUGGAACUUGAUCUGUGUCAGGAUGUUAAACCUUCUAUUAAACCACCACCUCAGAUAAAAAAUAUUGGAAUGGACUCUUUUCUAGCAAAUUCACAUCUUAAUGAAGUUGAGACAGAUAAGAUCAUACCAUCAAAGGUAACUUUGGGAAGGAUCAAUACCAAGGAAUUUGAGCAAACCAAAAUAAGUAUUAGGGAAAAAGUACAAACAAUUGGUUUUGUCAACCCUAUAUAUGGGGCUGCAUCAUCUAAGGAAACUGAGCAGUGGAAGGAGUCAACAGUAGCAUGUAUUCAAACAGAAAGAAAAAUUUUAGAUUUGAAAAAUAGAUUCAAAGUUAAACAGAAAGAAAGUGAUGAGAAGGAAGAGAAGAAAUAUUCGGAAGAUUUCAGGAGAGCAUCGACAAUAGAGAAAGCUGCAUUCUCCCACAGAAUGCUUGACAAGCAUCCAAAAGGCAACCAGUCUUGGAACUUGUUUUCCAAAAGGCAACAUUCUAGAACAAGUUUAGUAACAAAGGAGAGUGGAGACAAAAUUUUCCAAAGGGAUACACGAGAAGCUGAAAGAACUUCAAAUGAAAAACUGAAAACAAUGGCUAUUUUUUGUGGUGACCAUUGUUCCUUUGGAAGCUCUGAUCUCUGGAUAUUUCCAGGUGAAGCAAAAUGUUUAUGCAUAACAACUGGUGGCAAACAAAUAAUGGAUCUUAUGGGAGGUUUCUGGGAUGAAACAAAUACCCACCAGAGAAAGUUGAGUGCUCGUGAUCCAAAAAAUCCAGGAGAGGUUAAUACCGAUGCUGGCACCGCUAUUAAGGCGAAUGAAGAUGGGCAGACUUCUAAAAAGUUAAGACCAAAGGUUGAGAAUUCCAUGGAUCCUGAAGACUCCAUAGGACCUGUUGGACAGGUGAUUAGAGUCGUAAUCAUGGUGGGCUUUGCAACACUGGUUCUCAUAACAAGAAAAAGGAGGUAUCCAUGUCUUUGUUGUUGAAUUUCAUUCUAUUUACCAGCAUUUCCAUAUCCUUGGGUAAAAAUGCGAGCCUAUAACUCAAAAUAAACAUAGUUGUUCUGUAUAAGCUGAUGUAUAUUGCCCGUUUCAUAACCUUGCAGAUAAAGUUGAUCAGCUGCUGAGAAAUCUAUGCCAUUACCCAACAGUUUGUAAUUAUGGGAUCGUAUACUUAGGCAAGAUUUUUGUUCAUUUUUUCUUCUUUAUAUUGACUUAAUCCUUUUCUAGUAGUACAUAUGUAAAGGAACAUGUUCCAGUCAUUGACGUAAA